This is a messenger RNA of Drosophila montana, 4605 nucleotides long. RefSeq names its product Bub3 interacting GLEBS and Zinc finger domain protein (gene BuGZ). The coding region runs from base 138 to 2015 and encodes 625 amino acids. Gene Ontology annotation, molecular function: DNA binding. NCBI's taxonomy places the organism in Eukaryota, Metazoa, Arthropoda, Insecta, Diptera, Drosophilidae. The record is from RefSeq and is a predicted model, not a curated record. The transcript is spliced from 7 exons. Gene Ontology annotation, cellular component: nucleus.
ACACUCCAUUUUGUUUUCUCACGAUACCGAUACCGACACGACGCUUGAGAAUAGUUUUUUGUACAAAAAAGUCGUAAUUUAUUAGUAUUAAACCGAGCGACUUUUCUUAUUCAAGUGUUUAAAGCUAAGUUCAUAUAAUGGGUCGUAAAAAGAAGAAGGCCUCCAAACCCUGGUGCUGGUACUGCAAUCGCGAGUUUGACGAUGAGAAAAUUCUCGUGCAGCAUCAGAAGGCGAAACACUUCAAGUGUCAUAUAUGCCACAAGAAGCUGUAUACCGGUCCGGGCCUCUCCAUACAUUGCAUGCAGGUGCAUAAGGAAACCGUGGAUAAGGUGCCAAACUCGCUGCCAAAUCGCUCCAACAUUGAAAUUGAGAUAUUUGGCAUGGACGGCAUUCCAGCGGAGGAUUUGCGUGAUCAUGAGCGUCAAAAGAAUGGCGGCAAAUCCGACUCGGAUGAUGAUGAACCGGCUGCCAAGAAGAAAGUUGAAUAUCCCAUGUCUGUGCCGCCGCCCAUGAUGAUGCCACCCAAUAUGAUGCCGCCACAUAUGUUGGGUCAGUAUGGCAUGGGCAUGAUGCAGCAUAUGCCGCCAUUGCCUCCAUACCCGAUGCCAAUGAUGCCGCACAUGAUGCCACCGCGACCCAUGUUCUCAGCAGCAAUGGCAACCACCUCAGCGGCAGCUGCCGCAGCAGCCGUGCAUCAUCAUCAGCAACAACAGCAGCAGCAACAUGCCGCUGCCAUGGCCCAGCAGAAACCCACGUUUCCGGCAUACAGUAACGCCACCAUAAGUGCUCCACCUACCACCAAUAGUGCUGGUGUAGGCGGUGGUGCGGCGUCAAACGCUGCGCCCGCGCUUGCACCCGAUCUACACAAUCAGGGACGCCCGCCAAAUGCGGCCAAUUCGAGCAGUAGUGGUGGCAGCGGCGGCAAUGGCAGCGUUGUAGCCGCAGUUAGCACAAAGAUAAUGCAUCCGGCGGAGGAUGCCAGCCUGGAGGAGUUGCGCGCACGACAGCCCAAGUAUCAGGCGCGUGUAGCUGCCGGAUUGGUUGCAGCCGCUUCAGCGCCCAAAAACAGCAGUCCAACCAUGAAUAACAACGGUAGUGGUGUUGCUGGUAUUGUUGGCAUUGGUGGCAUCGGUGGUGGAAGCGGAGGCAGCGCUGCCUCAUCAAUGCCUUCAACGCCGCCACCGCCUUCACUGUCCGGCAUAUCGCCAACGGGCAGCUCUGCCGCCGCAAACGCAAUCGCUGUCAGCACGGCCAUCUCCAAGGCACAGGAAACCGCCGCCCUGGUGGCCGUGGCACAGGCGCACGCGCACGCACAGGCUGCGCAGGUGGCACAGGUACAGGCCGCGCACGCGCACGCCCACCACAUGCAGGCCCAGGUGCAGGCGGCUCAGGUGGCUCAAGCCGUUGCUGUGCAGCAGCACCAGCAGGCUCAGGCUCAGGCGCAGCAGCAGCAGCAACAACAACAACAGCAGCAGCAGCAGCAGCAGCAACAACAACAUCAGCAACAGCAGGCACAGCAACAGCAUCAUCAACAGCAACAACAGCAACACCAGCAACAACAGCAACACCAGCAACAACAGCAACACCAGCAGCAGCAACAACAACAAGCGGCGGCCCAACAACAACAGCAACAGGUCAAACAACUGGAAGAUCUCAAUCGUGCUGUCAUGCUGCAACAACUGCAGGCGGUGCGUCAAUCCGGAAAUCCUGGCGCAGCUGCAGCGGCGGCUGCUGCCGCUGCCGCGGGGCUGGGCAUGAUGCAAUUGCCUGGUCAUAUGCAGCUAAUGCAGCCAAUGCUGCGACCCGGAACUGUAGCCAUUGGACCUCACGGCGCCCUGAUAGGUGGUAACAUGCUGCGUCCUGGUCCGAUGCCCGGCAUGCCAGCAGGUUUGCUGCCCAUGCAGGCGAUCGGAUAUCCUGGCUUGCCUGCUGGCGCGAUGCCUAUGCCGGGCAUGGGCGUCAUGCUGCCCGGACAUCCGAAUAUGUUGCAGAUGAUGCAGCCGCGAUAUAGAUGAUGCCUGCCCGCUGCUGCGCCCGGACUCUUGCAGGCGCCAACGCAGACGCAUCCACAGCAUGUGCGUUUUCAGCGGGCUGGAUUGCCGGCGCUGCAUCCGCAGGCUCAUGCGCAGGCAUCGCUGGUGGGUUUGCCGCUGCCGUUGCUGUUCCAUGAUUGAGAGGCGUGGCCGCUGCAGAUUAACAAAAACUACAACAACAACAUCUAGUGCAAAGAAAAAGCAAUCACAACAACUGCAAGCAAGUUUUCAUACUCAAGCUACGCAAUUCCAAAGCUCUUUUUUAAAUGUAUAACAGUUUUGAGACACACUCAAUACGUACACACACGUCACACAGUCACAGGUUGCACCCACACACACACACAUACACACAGAUACACUAACAGCAAUAUAUGCGUAGUAAUACUUUAUAUAUGUACGAAUAUCUCCUAGUUGAUGCACCCAAACAUUGCUUUUCGUAAUUGACCAAAUUCUUAACUUUUCUACCAUAUAUUUUUUUUAACAUCAAUUGGUUAACUGGUAUGUGCACUCUCUGCCUUCUUGCAUAACAACAUACUUCAUAUUUGUCAAAACACUAAUCAACACUGUAACAAUUAAACAACACUACGCUGUGUACGUGUGCGAAGUGAAUCGCAUUGCAUCGCAUCGCUUCUCAUCUGGCGCUCUCUUUGCUGGCACGCGGUUCCCUUUGCUGUACUCUUGCUGUAGUUCUUACUCUCUUUCGCUCAUAUAACUCUCUCUCUCUCUCUCUCUCUGUAUCUCUCUAGUUAUAUUUGUAACUGUAUUUGUACAAUACCAGCAAUUUACAUAAUACUUUAUUUACUAAUAUAAUACCAUAAAUAAUGUAUUUUUGUUUACAUUCUUUUCAUUAUUUUUUCUAUAUAAAUAUUUUUUUAGUUACAUUUAGAGCUCUGGGGCUCAAGCAUUCGUACGCCCCGUCUAAUUUAUAGCCUAAAACAAAAGAAAACACGUAUGUACACGUUGUUAUACUCGCUCACUCACUCUCUCUCUCCUUUUUGCCAUGUCUUUAUUCUCAGAUAGAAACGAAAGCGUACGCUCCCCCCCCGGGUAAGAAUCGGGCAAUUAUUUAAAUACAUUAUAUCAAUACAUAUAUUGUAAUAUUGUGUGCGAAUUUGUAUUGUCUGUGCGUAGCUUUUUUUUUAGUUAAUUGUCCAAUGUGCGAUGCUCCACAACUGUUAUACACACUGUUAUACAAUAUGAAUAUAUGUAACCCAUAACUGCAUUUAUGUGCCCCUUUUCCCCUCCGACCUGUGACACAAAAACCAAAAGAUAAAAAAAACUGUCGUCUUUCAUCCACUCGUUAAUCGUUACCCGUUAUCCGUUACUCGUUACUCGUACUCGUUAGCCGCUGACAAAACUACUCGUAAGUUAUGUACAAAUUUUUAUUCAACAAGAAAAAAAAAGUAUUUGUUUUUCGUUUUGAACACACGUUGUUUCGUUUUGGUCAGCAUCAAUGCGAUGCGCGCAGCCCACAAUCAGGUAUCUACAUCAUUUUCUUUUAUUAUUCAUUUAUACAUAAUAUCCUAAAUAAUUUGUCUUGGUUAUGGUAUCGUACUAAUCAAAAUCAAAAUCCAUUCAAAAAUCAAUAGUUAUUAAAAUAGUUCUUUCAACGUUUCCAGUUAAAUACCGCACAUUGUUAGUAAGUACAUUAUACAUUAUAGUUUACUAUUUGUUUCGAUCUAUAUAACUAGCAAUCCAUAGUUAGUUCCUUCGUUAAUGUAGUGCUCUUCCAUUGGUUCACAGACUCCAUAACUUUAGCUUCCUAGGCAACAAAAGUUUAACACAAUCAGGCUGAGGCUUUAUUAUAAUAGUGGCUAUUACUCAAGUCCAAAUAUAUAACUACGUAUAAUUAGAUAUUUAGCUGCUAAGUUGUUCACUCAAUUCAUUGUUUUUGUAUUGUAGCUUGAAAAUCGAAGGGUAUAGUACACUAUAUAUAUUUACAUAUAUAAAUUGAGUUCUGGCAUGUUUUCAGAAUCGGUCUGAACAGAAUACUCUUUCCCAGUGUUAGCCUAGGCUAGUCAAAUUUUAGCAAGCACCGCCCCCAACCGCCCCUAACUACCAAACUACCAUAUACACUAACUUGUAUUUGUAACUCAUACUAUCCUAUAUCGUAUACCUAUAUAUCUAUAUAUAUGUAACUGUAACUAUAUAGCAUAAGCGUAAGCAAUGACAAGUGAAAAAACUGCCACUUUUGAUGGUUUUGUACCGUUUGUUUGGCCAGUUUAGCGCAAAAUUGAUGUUGGACUCUCGGGUCUGGCAUUUUCGCCGCAUCGCUUUCCGAUGCCCCGCCCCUUCCCCUGAUCCAGUGGGGCUGGUGGUGUUAUGCGAUGUUAGAACGGCGUGCUUCAGACGAGUGUACCUCAAUGCGGGACAGACAGAAGUCGGUAAUUGAUUGGUGGCUACUUACACACACACACACACACACACACACAUGCACAUACUCAUAACUACUAGUUAAGUACUUGACAAGAACUAUCGUAUCUCUAAUUGUGAACGCAACUGUAAAUAUAUUUUUGAUGGCCGCGUUUUGUAACUGUUUUCUUAGUAAACAUUGUUAAUGGAUUUUUCAUAA